Messenger RNA from Phaedon cochleariae (mustard beetle), 2985 nucleotides. Lineage: Eukaryota; Metazoa; Arthropoda; Insecta; Coleoptera; Chrysomelidae. The record is from the annotation of a GenBank genome assembly.
GACUUUUCAGUCUGUCAUGGUGUUGAACGAAAGGCAGCAGUUCGUGUUGCCAGUUGAUAAUAUUGUGGAAUAAAAAUCGAAGAAACAAAACUGCGCUAGAAUUUUCGAAGCAUAAAUCUGUUGAGAGUGCAAACUACUGAAAUGAAGUGUAUUUUUGAAGCGCAUAAACGGAGAGCAGCGAGUUGAAUAACAAGGGAAUGAGUGUCGCUGGUGAGUGGAGGAGCUCAGACCGCUUCGUCUAUGGCAGAUCCAGCUAACGCGUCCGCUGCCGCCAGCACUAGCCGCCGCAAGCGCGUGCUGCCCGCGCAGCCGCGCGCCGAGGCCAAGCGUCUCAGGACCUCGUCGCAGGAGAGCAGGAACGCGGACAGGUCUUCCAGGAAUUACCACAAAAUCAAAAGUGGGAAAUCUGGACAAUCCCAAAAUCGAAGUUCUGAAGAACCUGAUACACCAAUACUCCUGAGAUCAAAAUCCCACGGAGAGAUACCAAUAUCGUCUUCAAGUCAUAGAGACAGGAAUAAUUCAGUUAUUUCUGUUCCUAAAACGAAAAGUAAAUCGAAGCCAGAUCCAGAUCUAGACCUUGAACCUAAAACAAAGAGAAACUCUCGACAUAGCCUAAACCUUAGUCACAAACAAGACACAUCAGAAAUUAGUGUAAAGAAUAAUAAUAUUGAAGCGUCUACUUCACUAGCUAGUAUACCGUCUGAAUCAAAAAAGAAGAGGAAGCCAAGGAAAGGAUCAUCUCCUAGAAGUUCUAGUGAGAGACAGGAAGAAGACAAGGGCUCUAGAAGCACUAGGAGCAACAAUUCAAAUUUUUCUAAAAUUGAGUUCAAUUUCAAGGACAAGGCAGAGAAGACAAAGAAGGCGACAGCGGGCGGGGGCGCGGGGGAGCAGCCGUCGCGUUUGACGCGCAGCGGGGCCGUCCUCAGGCGCAGCACUCGCAGCAGCAAAGGGCACAGCUCAACGACGGGUUCGUGCGCGAGCUCGAGCGGAGGCGGCGGCAGCGGGACCGGCGCCGCGAGACGUAGCGGCGCGACAGGCGGCGCGGCGGCGGCCAGACAGCUGAAGGUCGCGCAGGCGGCGGCGCCCGCUCUCCUUUCGGCGCCUUCCAACGCGACCGCUGCCCCCCACCACCAUCCCCACCAGCAGCAGCACGCGCACGCUGCCAUGGCGGCCGAUCAUAUGAUCAGCAAAAUAUCUGCUAAAGUCACAGCUAGUAUUGGGGAACAUUUGGCAAAAAUGAAUCAGAAACUGGAUAAUAUGGAAGCUAAAAUGAAUGAUGAAUUUGCUAGAAUCGCAACUGUUGAGAAAAUGGCGAAUUCAAAUAUGAUUGACAUUGGUAAACUAUCAAACGAGGUAGAUAAUAUGGAACAAUCCAGAAGAUCAAAUUCUCUACGUAUUGUUGGAGUCAAGGAAGAAGAGAAUGAAAAUCUAUUAGCAACUGUCCUCAAUAUCAUAAAUAAUGGUUUACAAAUUAAGUGCCUACCCUCCGACAUCAACAAUAUUUUCAGAGUCGGAAAAGUCAGUGAUGUAUCAUCAAAGCCUAUCAGGGCAAUAGUUAUCGAUUUCAUUAGCUAUAUGAAGCGGAACGAAGUAUUCAAAGCCAAAAAGUCAUUGAAAGGAAGUGGAAUAUUCAUAAAUGAAAACCUAUCUAGUGUACGAUAUAAGCUGCAAGUGUUAGCGAAAAAAAAAUAUGGCCCUCAAGAAGUAUGGUCCCAAGGAGCUUCCGAGGAACCGCCGUCGCCGCAAGAAGCCGCCCAGGCCGUCCCGUCGGCGGGCGGCGCCCCUCACCCUGCGGGCGGAGGGGGCGGCCCCGACUCUGAGAGCGACGACAGCGAGGUGGGGCGGCUGCAGGCGCUGCUGGAGGCGCGCGGCCUGCCGCCCCACCUGUUCGGGGCGCUCGGGCCUCGAAUGCAGCAGAUGCUGCACCGCAGCAUGGGGUCCAACAGCUCUGUAGCAAGAGCCCAAGCCCUAAUUCCUGGUCUACAAGCCACCGGAGACGAAGGUCAACAACUUCAAGCAGUCAUCGAAAUGUGUCAAGUACUAGUUAUGGGAAACGAAGAAAUACUGAACGGCUUUCCUGUCAAACAAGUAGUUCCUGCCCUUAUCACUCUGUUAGGGAUGGAACACAAUUUCGACAUAAUGAAUCACGCUUGUCGUGCUUUGACCUACAUGAUGGAAGCCUUGCCCAGAUCUUCGGCCGUCGUGGUCGAUGCAGUGCCCGUAUUCUUGGAGAAGUUGCAAGUUAUUCAGUGCAUGGACGUUGCCGAGCAGUCUUUGACCGCCCUCGACAUGUUGUCCAGAAGACACUCAAAGGCUAUUCUACAAGCUAGGGGCGUGUCGGCCUGCCUGAUGUACCUCGACUUCUUCUCCAUCAACGCGCAGCGCAACGCUCUCUCGGUGACGGCGAACUGCUGCCUCAACCUCGCCGCCGAGGAGUUCCAGCACGUGCAGGACUCGCUGCCGCUACUAGCGUCGCGGCUCGCUCAGCAGGACAAGAAGUGCGUGGAGAGCCAGCUGCUCGUCGUCGCGCCUCCGAUAGUCAGCACGGGCACGUUCAUAACGGUGCUGCGUAUGCUGUCGGUGAUGUGCGCGAACUGCCCCGAUCUGGCGUUGACCCUGCUCAAGCAGAACAUCGCCGAGACCUUGGUGUACCUGCUGACUGGGUCGGCGGAGGUUAACCAGGAGGACGUCGAACUGAUACCGAGACAACCUCAAGAGCAAUUCGAAAUAACCGCCCUCAUCGGCGAGCUGAUGCCUAAACUACCGACCGACGGCAUAUUCGCCGUCGACGCUCUACUGGAGCGCCCUACCAGCGUCAUCAAGGACCAGCCGAUAUGGCAGUGGAGAGACGAUCGCGCCCUCUGGCAUCCGUACGGCGCAGUGGAUAGCAGGAUUAUCGAGGCUGCCCAUCUUACGGGGGACGAUGAGGUUGGUGUGAAAAAUAUGAUGUUAUUGAAUUAUCACGUAAUUCAGUCAACACUUUGA